Molecule: messenger RNA, 2858 nt
Organism: Macrobrachium nipponense
Lineage: Eukaryota; Metazoa; Arthropoda; Malacostraca; Decapoda; Palaemonidae
Product: reticulon-4-interacting protein 1 homolog, mitochondrial-like
Exons: 11
Coding region: 117-1337 (406 amino acids)
Cellular component (GO): mitochondrion
Molecular function (GO): oxidoreductase activity; zinc ion binding
Source: RefSeq, a predicted model, not a curated record
GUAAAUAUACAUGUAAACAAGCCACUGUUCCGAUCCGAACAUCCCAGGCUCCCAGCCUCCCUCUCAGGAACACGACUUAAUUUAUCACCAAUAUCUUGUAUUAUCAAGUGACAGCCAUGAGUGCAAUGCAGAGGAGUCUUCUAAAUAUUAUCCAUGGAAAGACCAAGUGUUAUCAAACAUUUCUGAAAGCAAGACAUUUAUGCACAAGCCAGAUAAAAUUCAACAUAGAAGCAGAGCCUUCUGAAAAAGCUGGAUCAUUUCGCAUGAGGAGAUGGCAAUUCGACGGUUACAGUGGACUGGAUGGCAUUGUCUUAGCAAAUGUACGUGUACCACCUAUACUAAAACCUGGAGAUGUUUUGGUUAAAGUUUCAGCUGCUUCUGUAAACCCCCUUGAUACAGCAAUGUUAGGUGGUUAUGGCAGUGGCAUGCUGAAUAUAAUGCGGAUGAUGAGUCAGCUUGAGCAAGGCAUAGCUGACAUGAAUCACAUUGAAUUUCCUUUAACAGUGGGGCGGGAUUUUGCUGGUGAAGUUGUAGCUAUGGGCCAUGGCGUUACAGAUAUGUCAAUUGGAGAUAAAGUGUUUGGUGUCGUUAGCCCACAUUGUCAGGGAUCUCAUGCGGAGUAUGUUGUCACGUCAUCAUCAAACGUGACAAGCAUACCAGAAGGAAUCAGUCCAGAAGAUGCUGCAAGUUUACCAUAUGUAGGCCUAACUGCUUAUAGCGCAACUGUUAUCAGUGGAUUGCUUACCCCUGGUAGAGCUCUUGGAAAACGUGUUUUGAUCCUUGGGGCAUCUGGAGGUGUUGGAACAUUUUUAUGCCAGAUGCUGUCUGGAUGGGGUGCAGAGGUGGUAGGUGUUUGCAGUGCUGAUGCUAUGGAACUUGUUCUGAAUUUAGGAGCUACCCAUACAUUUGAUUACAGAGACCCAGCAACUAAAGAAAUAUUAUUAGGAGAUGCUGGGUUUGAUUUGGUUAUUGAUGCUGCUGGUACUGAUGACAUUGAUUAUGUGAAAUCAUUAAGGCCUUGGGUGGGAGCCUCGUAUGUUACGCUGUCGCCUCCUUUUCUGCGUAAUGCAGAUAACUUAGGCGUUGCCGGAGGAGUUAUAAAGAGCUUGAGACAAGUAGUUUGCAAAAAUGCAACAACUCUGACAGAAGGAAGAGCAUACAAGUGGGCUUUUUUUAUGCCAAACCCAUGGGCUUUGAAACAUAUUGCUUCGUUGUUGAAGACUAACAAGAUUCGAGCUGUCAUAGACAAGGUAUUCCCUUUCGAAGAGGUACCUGCUGCAUAUGAGACUUUAUUGAAUGGCCAUACAAGAGGAAAAAUUAUCAUCAAAGUCUCGUAGACUAAUAUACUAGAAGUAUUGUACAGGCAUAUGACAGAACUCAGCCACUGGGGGGAAAGCAAGCCAGCCCAACUCAGUGCCGGUCCCAAGCCUGGAUAAAUAGGGAGGGUUGGAGUCAGGAAGGGCAUCCGUCUGUAAAAUCUCCUGCCAGAACUUUUAUGAAAUGAGUCUUACAAGGAAUGAGAAUAGGGCUAGGGUGUCACCCGGAAGUGACCCACAGAUACAUCACCCUAACUCUGUGGACAUGCAAGGGCUAUUGCAUCGGGAGCAAGUGCGGCUAAAGAAACGAGCUCGAGAACUACGAGUAGGAACAUUAAAUGUUGGUACAAUGACAGGAAGAGGGCGGGCAAUAGCUGACCUUAUGAAAACAAGACGAGUAGAUAUUCUCUGUGCACAGGAGACAAGAUGGAAAGGUAACAAAGCGAGGGAACUUGGGGAGGGGUAUAAGAUGUUCUAUAGCGGAGCAAAUAGAGAAGGCAGGAAUGGUGUUGGAAUAAUUCUGUCAAGUGAAAUGAAGAAGGAAAUCAUUGAAGUAAAUAGAAAAAAUUAUAGGAUUAUUUGGGUCAGGCUGAUGGUUGAAAAUUGCACUGUUAACAUCUUCAGUGCAUAUGCACCCCAGAUAGGAUGCUCAGAUGAAGAGAAAGAUCACUUCUGGUCGGACUUAGAGAAGGAAAUGGAUAAUGUACCAGCAGAUGAAAGAUGCCUUAUCGGGGGAGAUCUGAAUGGGCACAUAGGCCAGAAUAACCAUGUGAUCAGCCGUAUACAUGGUGGGUAUGGCUAUGAUGAAAGAAAUGCAGAGGGUGAGAGAAUUAUUGAUUUUGCUGUGUCCAAGGAUAUUGUACUGGCAAACUACUUUUUUCACCAUGUGGCAAGAACAUCUAGUUACGUACAAAAGUGGCUUCAUUGAGGAGUGAGAGAUGUGUACUUCUGGUGAUAGAAGUUCACUCUCGACGUGGUUCGGAAGUCACGUAAAGCCGUUGGUCCCAUUGCUGAAUAACCACUGGUUUCAUGCAACGUAAAACAAAAAAGCAGCGGAAGGUCCAGCCAGAUAGAUUACUUGAUGUAUAAGAGGAAAGAUUUACGCGAGGUAAAAGAUUGUAAGGUCAUACCAGGAGACCAUGUGAGUGUGCAACAUCGUUUGGUGGUGAUGGACUUGGUUAUGGAAAUUGAACAAAUAAGGAAGAAAAAAAUGCAGGGUCCAAAAAGGAUUAAAUAGUUUAAGCUGAAAGAGAUUGAACUUUGCAGGCAGUUUAAAGAAAAAGUAUUAGAGGAACUAACUCAUGAAAUUGGGGAUGUUGAUGAAUGGUGGAACAGAACGAUGGAAAUAAUACUGAGGGUUGCUAGAGAAAUAUUGGGUGAGAGUAGUGGCAAGGUGCUCGAAAAUAAGGAAACGUGGUGGAUUUAUAUUAGUCUAGUCGCAAGUUGGAUAUAUGAUACACUGAGAUUAUAUUCUUUUAGUCCUCUGUUAGAAAUCUAAUAUGAAAAUACAGUAGGUAUUCGUAUUUGUAGAGAGAGAGGGGC